GAGGCCGACCGCCAUUUUCGUUCUGCUUCAUGCAGCGAACCCCGGCCACGCAUGUCACAUAUUUACCCCCUCACCUCCUCCGUCCAGCCAAACCUCUCCCGCCGGCUACCUCCCUUCAAAUACACGCAGCGGCCACGCUCGCGCGUAAUAUAUACGUCGGCACCGAAGCAGCCACAGACUAAUAAAUACAAGCAAAUAAACCAGCAGCUAGCUACAUCCAUGGCGCGAUCAACCCACGCGCUGCUCCUGCUCGCCGUGGCCGCGGUCGCGGCGGCGUCCUGCUUCUCGCCUGCGGCUGCAGGCGUCGCGGUGGCCGACGUGUGCAAGGGCACCCCGUACGCGGAGCUGUGCACCGCGACGUCCGGGAAGCAGGCGUCGCGCUACCCGACGGUGGACGCGCUGACGGUGCUGAGCAUGCAGGUGGACGCCUUCUCCAAGCGCGCGGCGGCGGCGCGCCUGCACGCGGCCGAGAUGUCCGCCAGCCCCACCGUGGCCCCGGGGGCGGCGAGGGCGCUCAAGACCUGCGACGGCCUCUACUCCGACGUCGAGGACAACCUCGGCGCCGCCCGCCGCGCCAUCGGCUUCAAGGACGCCGUCACCAUCCGGGCCAUGAUGGGCAUGGCGGCGCAGGACAUGAAGAACUGCGACGAGGAGUUCAGAAAGGAGGCCGCGGAGAACCCCCUGACGCGCUUCGACAAGUCGCUGCUCGACAUAUCCGAGAACUGCCGCGCGCUCUCCAACAUGAUCUGAUCUCUCGUCGUCUCACUCUCACCUCGUCGGAUCGGAUCGAACGCGCGCCCAUUGUAGACGAGCGAUUCGUCGAUCGACACCACCUUUGCACUGCCGUUAACGCUGCGCACAUUAUUGAAUUCACAAUGUACGUCCUUUUUGUAUUUCCUUUCUUUUCCUCACAUCUUGUUGUUUACUGCCGAGAUGUGUUACUUAACCACCCGGUCUUGGAAUGGGGAGGCGAAUUCAAGUCUGUUUCUGAAUCGAAAUCCCGUUCGUGUUGUUA
This is a messenger RNA of Lolium perenne, 1015 nucleotides long. RefSeq lists its product as uncharacterized. Gene Ontology annotation, molecular function: enzyme inhibitor activity. The record is from RefSeq and is a predicted model, not a curated record. NCBI's taxonomy places the organism in Eukaryota, Viridiplantae, Streptophyta, Magnoliopsida, Poales, Poaceae.